Trichogramma pretiosum is the source of this 1004-nucleotide messenger RNA. RefSeq lists its product as uncharacterized. The record is from RefSeq and is a predicted model, not a curated record. Bases 31 to 801 code for a protein of 256 amino acids. Gene Ontology annotation, cellular component: nucleus; transcription regulator complex. The transcript has 4 exons. Gene Ontology annotation, biological process: regulation of transcription by RNA polymerase II. NCBI's taxonomy places the organism in Eukaryota, Metazoa, Arthropoda, Insecta, Hymenoptera, Trichogrammatidae.
AUAACCUUACCAAACGUACUUAAUUUGAAAAUGAGUAAUCAUAAUUAUUGCUCUGGCUCAAAUCAAGUUCAAGAAUGUGAAAAAUAUGAAAAAAAUGAAUCUGUAGAGUUUGAUGUGGCUUUGGGAACAAAAAUAAAAAACUAUCCAUGCAUCUAUUCAAAGUCAAACAAAAAGGACAACAAGGAUAAAAUUUCAACAGCCUGGCUCACUAUCGCUAGCGAACUGGAAAAGUCUGUCGACCAGUGUCAAAGUCGCUUCGUGAGGCUCAGGCAAUACUACUCAAAAGAGAGAACAAAAAAAGCACAGGGAAUAGCAAUUAACAAGUAUGAAUAUUUAAGUUACCUGGAACCUUACAUGUAUACCAGAAGCUCCAAAAAACCAACUAAAGCUGCUAUCAAAUCAAAUUCUUCUGAUAAGGUAGAAGAUGAGAGGGUACAAGAGGAGAUGAUAGAAGAGUCUAUUGCUGAAUUGCCUCAAACUUACCAGACUUCCCAGAACAAUAACAACUUGUUAGACGUUUAUGAAACAGAUUUAAAUGUAUCAUCACCGCCUGUACUAGAAGAAUAUUCAGAUACCGAACAAACUCAAUCUAACAAGUCAACUGAAGUUACUGAUAAGUCAAUUGAAGACAUACGUAAGAUGAAAGAAAUUUCACAAAAAACUUCCAAUCAUGAGAGUGGUAAUACGCAAGCUGACAACAAAGCUGUAAGAGAUAUCAUCGUUCAUCGCUUACAAAGAUUCAAGUGCACACAAAAGAAAAAUGAAUUUAUAAUGAAAGUGAUGGAAAUAUUAUUUAAAUAAGGACGUACCUUGCAGUGGGUGACCAAAGUUUGUGGUGUCAGUUUAAAUUAUUUGUUAAUAUUAUUGAACAGAAGUGCAUGUGAACUUACACAACAACAAUAAUAAUCAUUCACAUUUAUUUAUAAGUUUGUGGUAUCAGUUUAAAUUAUUUGUUAAGGUGAUGCCGAAGCCUCAAUUUUGACCGACCGAGCAUUAAAAAUGUA